CCCCGAUGGCGUCGCGGUGGCGCUGGUCCUCGGGCUGGCAGCUAUCGUGGCCAAGCUGGGAGCUGGGUGUUUCAGCCUGAAGCGGAGGUACCACGCGUGUUUUUCCUGCAGUCACUGGGAGUGGGCGAGCCGUGGGCACGAGGCUUGCUCCAAGUGCGGGGGCUACUACCUCGAGUCCAAUAUCGGUGGAGGGGGAGGCCAUGAAGGCGCCCCUGUGCGAGCUGCUGAUGCUGGGCAGCCCGAUGCGCAGCUGCGCGCCGCAGCCGCCACUCUCCUGGCAGCGCGGCCUGACCUCCGCGAGUCCUUGGGCGACUUGGCGGAGGAGCCAGCGCCCCCCGCGGCUGUCCUCACGCCCGCCCAGCUCGACACCGCGGCGAACACCGAGCGGACCCGUUUGGCACGCGUGGUCGAGGAUGCAGCUCGGCAAGUGCGACUCACGUGCCAGGAAGUGGAACAGAAGAGAAGCAAGGCUCAACGUGUACGGGAGCAACUCGAUGAGGCGACGGACGCCUUUCAUGCUGCGGAGGAGGAGCAUGACGCUGCUCAGAAGGCUCGCCGCGAUGCAGACGCCGAGCUGCAGGCCUUCGACCCCGAAGCCUGGAAGGCGGCGAAGGCUGCCGAGGCGCGCGCGGAGGCGGCGCGCCAGGCCCAGCGGGCUGCGCCCCCCGCUGGCGCCCCUGCUGCGCCGCGGGCGGGCCCGCCCUGGCGGGGCGGGGCGCGCUGUGGCGCGGCGCGCGGCGGCGAGGCUGCUGGAGGUGCUGGUGGUGGCGACCCUGCUCAUGCUGGUGCGCCUGCUGGCGGUGAAGGAGGUGCGGACGCUCCAGCGCAGGAGCCCAUGCAGGUUGACCUCCCCGAUUUCUCGCAGAUGUCGGCAGCCGAGCAGAAUGAGUGGGCCAGCCAGCAGCGGUUGCCCAAGGGCCUUUGGGAGGCGUUCGUGGCCAUGCGGACCACCAUUCUUCGCGCUGAUGACGAUGCUGCUAGCGACGCAGGCAGCGACGCCAGCUUCGGCGAUGCAGGCGGAGCUGGAGAUGAAGAGUUGCGCGGGUUGCGCAAGCGCGGUCAGGAGCAAGUCCUUUCCCCCGAGGAGCAGGAGCGCAUGGAGAGCCUCAUCCGUGAUCGCGUUCGAGCUCGCACCUCCAAGCGCCUGCGGACCACGAAGGAGCAGAUCCAUUGCCAGUUCACCGAGCUGCUCAAGCAG
Molecule: messenger RNA, 1198 nt
Organism: Prorocentrum cordatum
Lineage: Eukaryota; Dinophyceae; Prorocentrales; Prorocentraceae
Source: the annotation of a GenBank genome assembly